This is a messenger RNA of Laetiporus sulphureus 93-53, 1464 nucleotides long. RefSeq lists its product as uncharacterized. The transcript is spliced from 4 exons. Lineage: Eukaryota; Fungi; Basidiomycota; Agaricomycetes; Polyporales; Laetiporaceae. The record is from RefSeq and is a predicted model, not a curated record. Bases 1 to 1464 code for a protein of 487 amino acids.
AUGACUGCUCAGCCUCCGACGACGCCUGAAGAGUUGCUAUGUGUUCUCCACUUAUACGCUGGCUUUAAUCAAACCGAAAAACAACGCCGGGAAAGCGAGCGACAGAUUGCAGAUGCUAUUGCUGCUAUAGUAACGCGACGCGAGAAAGAAGUACCAGCUGUCAUUUGGAAGGCGAGUGGUCACAAUAUCAUUAUACACGUCGCGCAAAACGGCGCCGUGGACCGGAGUGUGGCGGACCAUCUUAAGUUGAUUUGGACAAAGUUGCAGGCGAUCAGCCGGUAUGAACCUCAGACCUCCGGUGAAGCCGUUCAGAAAGCUCCUGACGAGGCGUUGGAUGCAGGUCUCAUGGACUUGUGGAGGCAGACAUUCGACCACGUCUACACUACUUGUUUCCCCAAGCUGAGAGCUCGCAUCACGAAGCGCCGACGUGAAGCGCAGGAGUUCGUUAUCACCAUGAACGAUGCGAUAGCAUCGGAUGCCCGAUUACCAGAGACAGACAUUUCAUUGGGCAACAAAACCAUUUUGUUCAGGCUGUUGGUCAGCGUGAAACGAAUAUUCGAACUUAUCGAUUUGCCUGCGUCCGAGGCCGUGCCUAAGAUAGUCGACGUUCUUGCGCACGUGCGACGCUAUUUUGAGCAGCGGCAGCAAGAGAGAAAUGUGACGUCAAAUUCAAAAAUAUUCGACUUUAGACGUUUCAUGGAGAAGAUCUACUCUCUCCACACCCAUAUUCAAACUCUUUGCCGUGCUGCGACAUCAUCUCGCAGAAAGGUUAUGUUCCAUGCAGAACUUGACGUGGUGCUAGUGCAGCCUUACGCUGCCCUUUCCCGUCAUUUUUCAUUUUCGGAAGAAGAUAUCGGCACUUUCAUCGGAAGUCUAAGUGAAUUCGAGACGCCGCGUGAAGAAGAGGAGGAGGAGGAAUUGAAAUCAAAGGAACAAGAAACACGUCCAUUCAGCUCACGAGAGCGUCUCCUGACCCAGUUAGGCGAGUCAUACUCCGAAACAUCGCAAGUCGUGGACCUCUCUCGCCAGACCCCUCACUGUGAAUGCACCCUGCUUGUGUAUCACACGACAUCCGCUGGUCUCCCACCCCAUCCCUACAUUGGCGUCUCCAAGCUGUCUUGUUAUCCAUGUUACCUCUUCUUUGAGGCAUAUCGUCAAGUCGUGCCAAAAGGAAUACGGUGGGAGCUCAAAGGGACAAAUGGAAAGCUCUAUCCGGGCUGGGUUAGGCCGAAAGGAUUGUCCCAGGAGGUGAACGAGAAAGUUGAACAGCUUAUGGUGAAGAAGUUGACGGAAAGGCUCCGCUUGAGUCUCGCAGAAGCAAAGAAAAUUCCCGACAGCACGGAUGCAUCGGGCAGUUCUGGGCCUUUUCUACGCUCUGCUAAUAGAGAUUCAGGUCAGUGGAUCGGAUUUGAGCUUGCGUCGUGGCUGAUUAUCUCGAGCAUGCAGUGUGGUUAUCAGUUUUGA